Molecule: messenger RNA, 998 nt
Organism: Andrographis paniculata
Lineage: Eukaryota; Viridiplantae; Streptophyta; Magnoliopsida; Lamiales; Acanthaceae
Product: proteasome subunit beta type-6
Exons: 8
Coding region: 78-788 (236 amino acids)
Cellular component (GO): proteasome core complex
Molecular function (GO): threonine-type endopeptidase activity
Source: RefSeq, a predicted model, not a curated record
UUCCCUCUUUCGGAUUCUCCCCAGUAAUUUGUUAAAAGGGAUUCCUCGUGUUCUGUUCAAUUCGCAGUGCGAUCGCCAUGGACGUGAGUUUAGGAGACCUCGAUGCUCCACAUUCGAUGGGAACUACCAUCAUCGGCGUCACCUACGACGGCGGAGUUGUACUCGGAGCUGAUUCUCGCACCAGCACUGGAGUGUAUGUGGCGAAUAGGGCAUCGGAUAAAAUCACGGAGCUAACGGAUAAUGUCUACGUCUGCCGCUCUGGUUCGGCAGCAGAUUCACAGAUUGUUUCGGAUUAUGUUCGGUAUUUUCUUCAUCAGCACACGAUACAGCUUGGGCAGCCUUCAACAGUGAAAGUUGCGGCAAACCUUGUCCGAUUACUAGCUUACAAUAAUAAGAAUAUGCUGCAAACUGGAUUGAUCGUUGGUGGAUGGGAUAAGUAUGAAGGGGGUAAAAUUUAUGGAAUACCACUAGGAGGCACAGUUCUAGACUUGCCUUUCACCAUUGGAGGAUCUGGCUCAUCUUAUUUAUACGGUUUCUUCGAUCAAGCGUGGAAGGAAGGGAUGACUAAAGAAGAAGCUGAGAAAUUAGUGGUGAAGGCAGUUUCUCUUGCAAUUGCUCGGGAUGGUGCAAGUGGCGGUGUUGUUCGAACAGUCACUAUCAACAAAGAUGGAGUAACCAAACAGUUCUACCCGGGCGACACCCUUCCUCUGUGGCAUGAAGAACUCGAGCCCCAGAAUUCACUUCUGGAUAUCUUGUCGGCCGCCAGCCCCGAGCCUAUGGUGAGCUAAACUAAACUAAGAAUUGCAUUCCCGACACAGUUGCGGUUUUCUAGGUGGGGUGGUUACUCACUAAUUGUGCUGUUUUUUCUUAUUCUUCGUUUUACAAGAACAUGUAAACAUACUUAUUAUUGUAUUUGCUUUCUAAGAGUGAUUCUAUGAAUGACAUUUUAUCAGAACUUCAAUGGGCAAUCCUGGUAAUAGAUAACUUGAGUUCUUUUA